Messenger RNA from Zymoseptoria tritici IPO323, 864 nucleotides. RefSeq lists its product as uncharacterized. Lineage: Eukaryota; Fungi; Ascomycota; Dothideomycetes; Mycosphaerellales; Mycosphaerellaceae. The transcript has 3 exons. Bases 102 to 752 code for a protein of 216 amino acids. Gene Ontology annotation, biological process: regulation of DNA-templated transcription. The record is from RefSeq and is a predicted model, not a curated record. Gene Ontology annotation, molecular function: DNA-binding transcription factor activity, RNA polymerase II-specific; zinc ion binding.
ACCCGAAAUCAUCUUUCUGAUCAUACGCCUUCGUCACUACGACAUUGUACUACCACCAUAUAUUCCAGGCCAGCCCUACUUGCUUGUCAGCGCUUGUCAGAAUGGCUCACAACGGAUAUCCUCCUCAAGGCCUACCCAUGAGUCACCGAGGCACCUACUAUCCCACCACUCCUCCUCGACACCCGAUGUACACAUACAACCACUUUGCCGGCCAAGACCUCACGCCAUCAUAUGAGUAUGAGGCGAUCACUUUCGGACAACCUGCCGUGCAGUUGUCGACUCGAGCUCUUUCAGAGUCAUUUGUCUUUCAAGCAAAUGGUUCACCGCAAAGUGCAUCGUUUGAGGAUCCACCGCCUCGACUGGAGACUCCACGGUCUCAGCAUGCGGGCUCGCACAAGACUCCUGCUGUCCCGAUCAGUCCAAGUCUUGCCACGCCCCGCGUAAAAGCAAAGCGCACCCCAACUGCUUGCGAAGAGUGUCGGAAAAAGAAGCAGAAGUGUGAUGGUGAACAGCCUUGUCAAGCUUGCAAGGAGCAAAACAUCGACUGCCAGUAUCGAGAGGUCCCACCAACAAAAAAGGACCACAGUCUAGAGAAGCUUGCGGAAUUGAUGGAGAACUUCAGCUAUCAGCUCGUCUCGCUGAGCCGCCGGAUCGACACCAUGGGCAUGCAACUCAAGCAGAACGAGGACCGAAUGGCGAUGUUGCCCACUUCCUGUUGGCAUUGCGGCUCGGGUCUCCAAUGCCCCAAUUGAGCAGAUGACGAUGUAACGAACGAACUCAACACGUCUGCUCGGGUAGCACUGGAGGCUCCGAGGGAACCAUGGCGACCAGUUGAGCAUAAUGGAUGAGGUGGGAUGAAUCACG